UUUACACUGUCAAUCACUGUCAAUGUCAUUCUAUUUCUUGAAAUGUUUGUUGUUGAAUAAUUUUUCGGUAUUUGAGAGAAAAGAUAAAGAAAAGUGAUCAAAAUGACCGGCCACGUUUCUAUUAGACUAGCAUCCGAACGAGUUAAUCAUUGUGUUGCUUCCAGUAAUGAGUUGCCUAGAUUUUAUACACCUGGAGAGGUUAUAACGGGCAUGCAAGACUUUAUGCGUGGUCAUGGAACUUAUGCUGAAGAUGAUUCUCUGAAGGCUUCCGUAGCGGGUGUGAUGCAAAAAGUUAACAAGUUGAUUUGCAUUCGUCCGUUGAAGAGUCGAUAUGUGGGUGAAAUAGGAGAUGUGGUGGUGGGCAGGGUUCUUGAAGUACAGCAGCGACGGUGGAAGAUCGAGACUAACUCCAGACUUGACUCAGUUCUCCAGUUAUCAGCUGUCAAUCUACCUGGUGGUGAAUUGCGCCGGAGAUCAGCUGAAGAUGAACAGAUGAUGAGGAAACACUUGCAGGAAGGUGAUCUCAUCAGCGCAGAGGUCCAGAGUGUGUUCUCUGAUGGGUCUUUGUCAUUACAUACCCGAAGCUUAAAGUAUGGAAAGCUGUCACAAGGCACAUUGAUAAAAGUGUUCCCAUCAUUGGUAAAGAGGAGGAAAAAUCAUUUUCACAAUCUACCUUGUGGUGUAUCAAUUAUCAUUGGUAAUAAUGGCUUUAUUUGGAUAAGCCCACUAAAACAUGAUGUUAUACCUGAAGGAAAUAAAGAUGAAAUUGCUGAUUAUGAAUUACAGCCUGUGGAUAGGUCAGAUAGAGAAGCAAUGGCCAGAGUGAAGAACUGCAUUGCAGCUUUGGUUGCAUCCAAGAUGAUGCUGGAUGAUACUAGUAUAAUGUUUGCUUAUGAAGAAAGCCUGAAAUAUGAUGCAGUGAAAGAUCUGCUGGAUCCUGAAGCAAUGUUAGAUAUUGCCUUUUUAACACAGCAUAGAAUAAACAAUAUAAUGGAAGACUAACAAUUUGUUUAAGUUAUCAAAGUUCCAAAUGCAGCAUAGUACCAGGUAAGUUAAAAUUCUUUUUUAUCAGCGCAUUGAUUUUAUUAUAACAAAAGUACUUAUAAAUUGCCAAACAUGAAAA
Molecule: messenger RNA, 1123 nt
Organism: Ostrinia nubilalis (European corn borer)
Lineage: Eukaryota; Metazoa; Arthropoda; Insecta; Lepidoptera; Crambidae
Gene: Rrp4
Product: exosome complex component RRP4
Exons: 5
Coding region: 103-1002 (299 amino acids)
Biological process (GO): U4 snRNA 3'-end processing; TRAMP-dependent tRNA surveillance pathway; nuclear polyadenylation-dependent rRNA catabolic process
Cellular component (GO): cytoplasmic exosome (RNase complex); nuclear exosome (RNase complex)
Molecular function (GO): RNA binding
Source: RefSeq, a predicted model, not a curated record